AUGGCGCCCUUAACCGUGAUAUCACCGCAGCCUGAGGCGGUCGAGUUUCGCGUUGCGCGCGAUGGCUCAUUGAAUGCAUGGGUGAAGCUUCGCAACAUGUGGAGUGGACAAGUCGCAUACAAAAUGAAGACGACCGCACCCAAGGAUUACACCAUCAAGCCGGCAUCCGGCUCAAUUCGCCAAGGAGAAUUCCACGAAGUGCAGAUAAUACGGAAAUCUCCGGAAGAGGGAGGAAGUCCGGACAGCAGCAAGAAAGUCAAGUUCCUCAUUCAAGCGGCUGGCGUGACAACUCAGGCCCAGAAGCUGUUGCUCUACGCCGCCGACAAAGGCAAGGCUGCUGGCAGGACAAAGUUUUGGGAAAGCAUCCCGAAGGAGGACCUCCAGGAACAGCAACUGCCGGUGAAGAUGCCGGCUGAAGAGCCUGAAGAGUUCGAAGACGCCUUGGAGGUGCCUCACAUUGAGGAGCCGUCAGCAGAUGCAACCAGAAGCGAGCUCUGGAAAGCCCGCAAAGCCCGAUCGCAGGAGUUUAAAGGAGAGGAGGAAGGAGACGAACCAGCUGGUGGAGCUGGCGCUGGCAGGGGUGCAGCCGAAGCCUUCGAGGCACCCCACAACAAAGGUCGCAAAGGUGAUGGACGCGGCGAGACUGCAGAGGCACUGGAGAAAGCCCCACGGAAGCCUGGGUACCCAGGAGGCAAGCUGACUGACCAGGAUGUUGAUGACAUCAUUGGCAGAAUGACCAAAAUAGGGCCCGACGGCAAGCCAGUGGUCCAGGUCAUGAGCAGGCCGGCAGGCUCCGCUCCACCGGGUUUUGACGGUCCAGAACCUGCGACAUCUUCACCAUCCCUGGGGCCAGCUCCUGCGCCUGAUGUGCCAACGCUGCCAGCAGAGCGCAAGCCCUUGAACCUGAAUGUGGCCCACAAAGCUCAGAAACAUGACGUUGUGCUGCAGGGUCACUCGCGCCCAGUCACCUACGUGGCAUUUGAUGCUACUGGAAAGACGCUCUACACCUGCGGAAAGGACAAGUUGGUGAUUGCCUGGACUGUGCCCGAGGGUGAGCACACACCUUAA
This is a messenger RNA of Symbiodinium pilosum, 1068 nucleotides long. Lineage: Eukaryota; Dinophyceae; Suessiales; Symbiodiniaceae. The record is from the annotation of a GenBank genome assembly.